Messenger RNA from Orbilia oligospora ATCC 24927, 966 nucleotides. RefSeq lists its product as uncharacterized. The coding region runs from base 1 to 966 and encodes 321 amino acids. The transcript has 5 exons. Gene Ontology annotation, biological process: rescue of stalled cytosolic ribosome; positive regulation of protein phosphorylation. The record is from RefSeq and is a predicted model, not a curated record. Lineage: Eukaryota; Fungi; Ascomycota; Orbiliomycetes; Orbiliales; Orbiliaceae. Gene Ontology annotation, molecular function: ribosome binding; protein kinase C binding; translation regulator activity. Gene Ontology annotation, cellular component: nucleus; cytosol.
AUGGCCGAACAAAUGAUCUUGAGGGGAACCUUGGAGGGUCACAGCGGAUGGGUUACCUGUCUGGCUACCUCGAUGGAGAACCCCAACAUGCUCCUCUCUGGUUCUCGUGACAAGUCUCUCAUCGUCUGGAACUUGUCUCGCAACGACGAGUCGUAUGGUACCCCCAAGCGAUCUCUCCACGGCCAUUCUCACAUCGUCUCCGACUGUGUUAUCUCCUCUGAUGGUGCCUAUGCUCUCUCCUCCUCCUGGGACAAGACUCUCCGUCUCUGGGAGCUCUCCACCGGCAAUACCACCCGCACUUUCGUUGGCCACACCAACGACAUUCUCUCCGUCAGCUUCUCCGCCGACAACAGACAGAUUGUUUCCGGUUCUCGUGAUCGAUCGAUAAAGUUGUGGAACACCCUUGGUGACUGCAAGUACACAAUCACUGAGAAGGGACACACCGACUGGGUUUCGUGUGUUAGGUUCUCACCAAACCCCCAGAAUCCGGUGAUUGUCUCCUCAGGUUGGGAUAAGCUUGUCAAGGUCUGGGGUCUUCAAACUUGCCGCAUCCAAACCGACCACAUCGGUCACUCCGGCUAUAUUAACACCGUCACUAUCUCCCCCGACGGUUCCCUCUGCGCUUCCGGCGGUAAGGAUGGUACUACCAUGCUUUGGGACUUGAACGAAUCCAAGCACCUCUACUCCCUCAGCGCUGGCGACGAGAUCCACGCUCUCGUCUUCUCCCCCAACCGCUACUGGCUCUGCGCUGCUACCUCCUCCUCGAUCGUCAUCUUCGACUUGGAGAAGAAGAGCAGAGUUGACGAGCUCAAGCCAGAGUUCCCAUCCAACAGCCUUAACCCAGAGAAGAAGAAGAGCAGAGACCCAGAGUGUGUCUCGCUCGCAUGGAGCGCCGAUGGUCAGACUUUGUUUGCUGGUUACACCGAUAACAAGAUCAGAGCCUGGGGUGUCAUGUCGAGAGCAUAA